This is a messenger RNA of Oryza sativa Japonica Group (Japanese rice), 2450 nucleotides long. RefSeq lists its product as uncharacterized. Lineage: Eukaryota; Viridiplantae; Streptophyta; Magnoliopsida; Poales; Poaceae. Gene Ontology annotation, cellular component: membrane. The record is from RefSeq and is a predicted model, not a curated record. Gene Ontology annotation, biological process: metal ion transport; transmembrane transport. Gene Ontology annotation, molecular function: metal ion transmembrane transporter activity.
AGCGUAUCUACUGGAGUACUAGUAUCCAAAGCUCAGCGAGGAGUACGUGUGCCGGCGCAUGGGGUAGAGAGGCUGAGACAUUUGCAAAGCGAGGUGACCGACCGCGAGAAGCAAAGCGAGCAUUUGCCUUUGCAUCCCCUUCCCUUCCCGUCUUGAAGCGCCCGCUCCGCUCCCCCACGAUUCCUCCUUCCUCCACACUUCCACAGUCUCCGGCGCGCUCCCCUCGCCCACUCUUCUUCUCUUUCUCCCUCUCUUCCUCCUCCACCUCCAGGGCUCCAGGCUAAAACGUCUUCCCCGCGGGAGUGCUAGGUUGGCUCUGCGCGUGGGGCCCGCGGGGAAAGCUCAGUGGCGCGCGGCGGGUUUUUGGCGGGAGCGGGACUUGGUGGCCGGUGGCGGCGCUGCCUGCGGGUGUCGUGCCGCGAUCUGGGCUCCGGACACGAAUUGGAGCGGACAUGGCUGAUGUGGAGGGCCAACAGCCUCAUCAGGUCAGUGGUGUGUCCAGGGCACAAGACGGGGUUGCCAAGGUGAGUUUGGGGAAAGAGCAUGUGCCAGGAAGCGAGCUCUGGACCGACGGGCUCAUCUGUGCUUUUGAGCUCAUAAAGGGUCACAAGAAGCUGGUUCAGCACAAAUCAUGGCCGACGAUUGAUAGCAUGCAGGAGAAAGAGGUCCCUAUGCAUAUGAAGCGGCACAUAAGUAGGAACGGGCAUCAUGUCGCAACCAUGAAACCAGAAGAGUGCGAUGUGGUGGAGAAUCCCCGCCAGACAGAGUUUGCUAAUGAUCCUUCUCUGUUCAAAGAUAGGCCGGUGCAUGUCAGGGCAAUCCUGGAUCACAAAUGGGUGCCUAUCGGAUGGUCUAGGAUUGCUGAACUGGUCCAGAGGGUUCAGUCAGAUGCCAGCUGGGAUAGUGAGCCGGCGGAGAUGACCGACAGUGAGGAUGAUUACACUGUAGCUGAUGUUGCAGCUCCAUACUGGCAGCGUCCGGUAGGACCUACAUGGUGGUGCCAUGUCACUGCAGGCCAUCCCUCAGUUGACGCAUGGCUGAAUAGUGCUCACUGGAUGCAUCCGGCUAUAAGAACUGCAUUGAGAGAUGAAAGCCGGCUGAUAAGUGAUCGGAUGAAGUACCUUCUCUAUGAGGUCCCAGUUAGAGUUGCUGGGGGACUGCUAUUUGAACUUCUUGGUCAAUCAGUCGGAGAUCCAAACCGUGAAGAGGAAGACAUACCCAUUGUGCUUCGGUCUUGGCAAGCACAGAACUUUCUUGUGACCGCAAUGCAUGUCAAAGGCCCUUCAUCCAAUAUAAAUGUUUUAGGAGUGACUGAAGUGCAGGAGUUGCUUAGUGCUGGUGGAAGUCAAACACCUAGAUCAGCUCAUGAAGUAAUUGCACAUUUGAUCGGCCGUCUUUCCCGAUGGGAUGACAGGUUAUUCCGGAAAUAUGUCUUUGGUGAAGCAGAUGAAAUUGAACUGAAGUUUGUGAAUAGGAGAAAUCAUGAAGAUCUAAAUCUAGUCAGCAUCAUAUUGAAUCAAGAAAUCAGAAGGUUAGCAACACAGGUAAUCAGAGUUAAAUGGUCUCUGCAUGCAAGGGAAGAGAUCAUAAUUGAGCUCCUUAGACAUUUGAGGGGAAAUACCACAAGAGUUAUCUUAGAUAGCAUUAGAAAGGACACAAGAGAAAUGUUGGAGGAGCAGGAAGCUGUCCGUGGCCGCUUGUUCACUAUUCAGGAUGUUAUGCAAAGCACUGUUCGAGCAUGGUUACAAGAUAGAAGCCUUCGUAUCACCCACAAUUUGGCUAUUUUUGGGGGUGGCGGCAUGGUUUUAUCCAUAAUCACUGGCCUUUUUGGAAUCAAUGUUGAUGGCAUACCGGGAGCGCAGAAUACUCCAUACGCUUUUGGCUUGUUUGCAGGACUUCUCUUCUUUGUAGGCUUCGUCCUUAUUGGGGUAGGAAUACUCUAUCUUGGGUUACAAAAUCCAGUGACCAAUGAGAAGGUCAAGGUGAGGAAGCUCGAGCUCCAGGAUCUUGUUUCAGCGUUCCAGCAUGAAGCAGAACAGCACGGCAAGGUGAGGGAAGGUCUCAGCCGGCACAGCUCGUCUCCUAAGUCAUCAUCGGCCUCUAAUGUAGACUACGUUCUAAUUUCUUAAGGCUGUGAAAUUAAUCCCCUUGUGGGAGGGAUUCACUGAACAAGGCCUAAAAGGGAUUGGAAAAAGAAUAAAGUACAAAGAGAUUUGACAGAAAAAAAAAAGGAUUUCCGGAUAGAAGAGUUCUUGGUAAGGACUAAAGUAUAAGCCAUAUAAGUAUAUAACUAUGUUUGGUGAUCUGUAUAGAGGUUUAGAUUAGAGUAUAAUGGUUAACUUGAUAUGCUACGGAUAUACUUGUGACUGGGAAGGAUUAUCACUGAGGAAAAUGUGAUCGAAAUGCUAAUAAAUAUGAGUAACGAGUUGGCCUCCUUUUCUGUAUACCAA